AUGGCACCCUCUUCACCUCCGCCAGGCAGCGACGACCCUAUCUCCCGGUCGAACGGACACGCCCAGCAUGACGGAACCGGAGCGAGCAGCAGCGGGAUGUCGCGCGGACUAUCAUCAAGCGGAUUGAACCCUCGCACGUCGCCUACAGUUUCGCAGAAGCCUCUCUUUGGCGCAGGCGAGACGAACGGCGUCUCGUUUCGCCAGGGUUCGGUGCAUUCGACGACGAGGACCGAUGGAGGAGCGAGGACGGAGCAGCAUUUGAGGCGGAGGUCGAGUUUCGCGGGAAUGCACUCGGCGCUGGAUCUUGGCGGAGGAGAAGACGGACCGCGACAACCGGCGUCGAGCGGGAUGGAGCGCGUUUCGAGCUUGACGACGUUCAUGAACAGCGGUGGACAGGCCAAGGUGCUGCCGAAGGAGGCGGAGAAGGAGCGGGUGCGCCAGGCAGCGGCAGGAGUUGGCGCCAAGUCGCCUCGAGGAGGAGGACGAGGGCGAAUUCAGCGGCGGAGGCUGUACUCGAGCCUGAUCCGCCUGCUGGGUCUCGUCACGGGCGUCCUGCUCGUCAUCUACGUCCUGCGGAACGUCGCGGUGUCGCUCUCGGGCCGGUCGAAGGCGGCGAGUCCGGAUGCAGGAGACGGAGAGGGUCCGGCGUGGCUGUCGAAGCUGCCAGGCCAGAAGCUCCUCUUCGACUCGCUCGAGACGGUGCCCAUGCCAACGCGCACCCACCCUCGCACACCUCGACGAGGCGAGCAGUACAAGCUCUCGCUCGCCGACUACCUCAAGACCCGCCUCGGCUCGCACUUUGCCUUCCCCUCCGCCAACACCCCUUCCCGCUCGACCAAGGGCAGCCAGUUGUGGCUCACGUCGGCGACGAGCCAGAGCAUCGGCGUCUCGACUCCUCACCUCGUCACCUUCUUCCGCCGCCUCCAAUCCGCCUCGUCCGGCACGCCCAACCCGCAAGACGACCUCCUUUCUCCGUACUUCUCCUCGUCACGCCUUACGAACGUCUCUCUCCCCCUCGAGAACAGCGACCAACGCCACGCCGACCGCGCACUCGUCGUCCUCUGCCGCGACGAAGGUUGCAUGGACUACUGCCGCCGCGACAAAGAGCUGUAUUGA
Molecule: messenger RNA, 1116 nt
Organism: Rhodotorula toruloides NP11
Lineage: Eukaryota; Fungi; Basidiomycota; Microbotryomycetes; Sporidiobolales; Sporidiobolaceae
Exons: 1
Coding region: 1-1116 (371 amino acids)
Source: RefSeq, a predicted model, not a curated record